AUCAUUAUUCAUUAUAAUAUAUAAUCUAUAAUAAUUGUCGUCGUCGUCGAGUAAAUAUGUUUUCCGAGUUGUGUUUGAUUAUUAUAAAAGCAAUUAAAAAUAUACGUUCGUCAUAACACCGGCUGUUCAAGUACACAGUCCACGCUAUCACGUCUCUCAUUAAUUGGUGAGUGGACUUUGAAAGGAUUCUUAUAUCAAUGACUUAGUUGACAUAUUGUGGCGGUUGUCCCCGAAGAACUAAAUUAUUAAGUACUGGUGAUGAUUUGUACACUCAACUAUGGAAGAACCGUAUGAAAAAGAAUUGUAUAACAUAUUCAAAAGUUUUGAUAGUGAUGAAAAUGAUGAAUUGGAUCAUAAGGGGGUAAAUGCUCUUUGUGAAGCAUUACAGUUGGAUUUUAGCCAACGUAAACAAUUAUGGUCAUUCUUGGAUCAGAACUCUAAUGUUUCAUUUGAACAAUUCCGUGAUGCUCUUGUUUAUUUGGCCAAUAAUGGCUMAAAAGAUGAAACUUAUUCUAGAGAAAUCUCUCCCGUAAGAGAAAUAUCUCCGAAAUAUGUCUUUGGCGAAAAAAAAUAUGGACGCCGAACAAAGCCUCGAGAAGAUAGUUUUAUAUUAAACCAAACAGAUAUAACUCACGAUUUAAACAGCAGCAUACCAUCAUCUCCUCAAAAACUAGAAUAUGUUCAUAUAAAUUCAGAGUUGAAAUUGGACGAUGAAACAAAAAAUAAAGGCAUGUUAUCACAAUGUGAUGACAAACAUGAUUUGUUAAAAGAACGAUUGAUAAUGGACAAACAUAAUCUAAGUUUGGCCUGUGAACACAUGGGUAUUACUUCUAGUGGACUUAUAACAAAAACUCAAUUAUUUGAUGUAAUCCAACAUUUUGACUGCAAUGAAAAAUUAUUUGAGAAGAUAAAUGAUAAAUAUUCUAAUGACAGAAUACCAAUUAAAGAAGUUCUUGAAUUAAUCAGUAGUUUUGAUUACCGGUCUAUCUCGCCUAAUUCUGAAACAUCAACAUCAGGAGUCUCUUCUACAUCAUAUUAUCACAGAGAAGAUAAUUUACCAAAUUCAAUGAUGGUGAGUGUCAGCACUAUUAUUGAAUUAUGGGAAAGCUGUGGUAUACCAGAGUCUCUUAACUUGUUUCAAGAACUAGGAAUUGAUAUAUCUCAGGAUUCUGUUUAUAUACCUGAUCUAGUGUCUACUAUCAGCAAUCAACUCCAUAAAGUACAAAAUAAUUUUGUUGAUUCUUCAUUAACAGAGAAUGAUUCAAUUAAUACACCAUUUGUAUUGCUAAAAGCAUUAAGUUCGUUGAAUGAAUAUCAAGUUAAAUGGCUCAAAAUGAUAAUUGAGCAAAUGAAUUGUGAAAGAGAUAAAUUAAAGUAUGAUGUUGAUACUGCCAACAAUAGAGCAGUAAUGCUUGCACAAGAAGUUGAUGAAAAUCAUAUGAGAUUAGAAAAAUCUUCGGCAAACAAAAUUGCUGCUCUAGAACAUAAACAUCACGAAGAACGAAAAACACUCAUUGAUCAAUGGGGUUCAGAAAAAGAUCAAUUACUUAACCAAAACAUUUUGCUAAAUGAUAAAUUACAACAAGUACAAAAUUAUGAAAACGAAUUAGAGUCUGAACUUCUAAACAAAAAAAAACAACUGAGCUUAUUAGAAAGUGAAAAUACCACAUUAAAUGAACAAUUAGCUGAUUUAAAACAAAAAAAUGUUUCAUUAGAAGUUCAAGUUCAAGAAAUCCCACAGUUAAAACUUAAGGAACUAGAACUGGAAUCUAAUAAUGAACAAAUUAUUGAUCUCAUGCAAAAAAUUGAUUGUUUGAAAAAUGAAAAUAAAUGUCUUAGAGACCAAAAUGAUGAACUUGUUAUUGAGCUUGAAGCUACUAAAAUGAUAGAAAAUGUAGGUAAUGAUAGGUCAUUUGACAGUAAUGUCAGGAAUUUCUUGGCUGAAGAAAAUAGUCCUAACUGCUUUGGCAAAGUGAAAGAAUUUUCAACCGAAUUAUCUGUUGAGGAAGGCGGUAGUGAUUGUACAAAUACAUUCGAAACAUAUACAAUUGAAUCUGAAUGUGAUACAUGGAAUAAAGUUGAAAAUUCUCAAAAAUCACACCACAGAUCCCCUCAGACAUCAUUAACGCUUGUUAAUAAUAUAAAAACAUCUCUAGCCUCACAAUCUCGAAUUGAAUCAUGUCAUUUAGAUGAAUUAAUUGAGUAUUUAGAACAUAUGAAACAAUCACCAGAAUCAGACCAAUCUCAACAUGGYGAAGAAAAUCAGGCAAUAGAAGAAUCAAUGCAAGAAUCUCCUGAUAGUUUUAUGUCUUCUUCACCUUUAAAUAAAUAUCAAACCAGAAGGUCAUUGAAUAAGCAAUUUGAAAAUUCAAUGGAAACGGAAUUUAUURGAUCUACUUUAAUAGAAGUGUCAAAUGGUAGUGUUGAAAAAUUAAAACUCAUGUACAAUCAGUGUAAAUCAGAAAAUCAGGAGCUACGUGAAAAGUGCGAAAAGAUUGAAAAGUACUGGGAAUCAAGGUAUAAUCAACUAUGUGAAGUAGCAGACAAUGCACUGGAAGAAGCUAAACGGUUGAAAGAUGAAAGUACUGAAUUGGAACGUGGUAUGGAUGCACUACGCAAUGAAUACUUUGAGUGUGAAGAAUAUUGGUCUUUAAAAUUAGAAGAAGAACGUAAACUAAAUGAAUUGGUUAGUAUUUCUUGA
This is a messenger RNA of Diuraphis noxia (Russian wheat aphid), 2701 nucleotides long. RefSeq lists its product as uncharacterized. The record is from RefSeq and is a predicted model, not a curated record. Gene Ontology annotation, biological process: microtubule anchoring at centrosome. Gene Ontology annotation, cellular component: centrosome. NCBI's taxonomy places the organism in Eukaryota, Metazoa, Arthropoda, Insecta, Hemiptera, Aphididae.